Messenger RNA from Adineta steineri, 1002 nucleotides. The record is from the annotation of a GenBank genome assembly. Lineage: Eukaryota; Metazoa; Rotifera; Eurotatoria; Adinetida; Adinetidae.
AUGAAUAUUAAAGUAUUAAUUCGAUGGUUGUAUGAAAAAAUAUUGACUUACAAUCUUUUCAUACCUGAAGACAAUGAACAAGUAAAUCAUACACCAACAACUAUUCGACAUCAAAGAUAUGCAACUAGACUCUAUAUUCUUCUACUCAUAUGUAAGUAUAUACGUUUGAAGAUAAUUAUUAUUGUUGGAUGGGAUUUUUUUGUUGUUGUAGUGUCUACGUACAUUAUCUUCUUCACAGUUUUUAUCAAUCCACAAACUGAAAUAAUAACAAUUUCGGAUAUUACUCCAUCGUUAUUCGAUCAACUUCGACAUGAUCAUGGUGAAACACUUUCAUGUCCAUGUUCAACAACAAUAAUAUCCUAUGAAAACUUUGUUCUCAAUACUUUAUUAACAGAUCCAAUUUGUUCAAGUAUUUUUGUUAGUAAACAAUGGAUACAAUCACUCUAUAUACCGAUUGCUAGUUCUUUUCUUAUGAUGGACUUUCGGACAACAGCUUAUUCUCAAUUUGAAUUACUUGCUGCAUUUUGUUUAUAUUCUCAAGAAUUUGUUUCUCAAGUUCUUACUGAUAUUGAUCAACAACAAUUGCUCACCAUUGAACUUCUAGUAGAAGAUGAAGUUCGAUCUCAAGUAAUUGAAAAUAUAAAACUUAUCCGAGCGAAUACAUAUGUACAAACUAGUUCAUCAUUAACUUUCAUGCAAAUAAUAACUCAAUCCAAUUCAUUGAUCUCUGCUUUAAAUACAAAUGCACAUUUGUCAAUAACUACGGGGGACUUGUCAAUACCUGCGAUGAAUGAUAAUGAAACAUUUUUAUUAACUAUAAAUCCAACAAUUUACUAUCGCAAGAAUAUGCCUUUGUUUGUUUUUGAAACGGACAUAUACAGUUGCAACUUAGUGAAUUCACUUGUACCUAGUGGUUUCUAUUCAAUACCAUAUGGCUUUCGUAGUAUUUAUGAUGAGUAUUGGCCUGAUACUAUCUUAUCUCAAACUUCUUCUAACAUUUCU